AUGGCCUGGGUACACCCUGACGAUGAAUCCUUCUCGCGUCGAGACCUCCUCAGCGACACAACUAUUCGCGAGCUCUUCACCGCUCGUCUGGGUCUGGGGGUAACAAGCAUAUCGAGUCCAGAGGAUCAUGGCGUGUUUCACAAACUCUACUUCGUGUCAUUAUCGGAGGCAGAAGGCCAUUCAUGGUCUGGUAGAGAUGUCGUUUUGCGCGUAGCAAGGAAAACAUUCGACAGGGUGAAAACAGAAAACGAGAUGGCCACUUUAGAGCUCCUCCGUGACUCUGGAGUCCCCGUACCGAAAGUCGUCUUCUUCUCGGCUGACCCCCAUAAUUCUCUUGGUUAUGAGUAUAACUGUCUCGAGAAAAUCCCAUACCCCUCCCUUGCUAAAAUAUGGCAAAAUCUUUCCCCAUCUCAGCUCGACACUGUGUUGGACCAAUUGGUCGAUAUAUUCGUCAAAGUGUUUGAUGUCGGCCGUCCUGGACGAUACGGAGGUCUGGCUCUGGGAGGAGGCGCCGGACCUGUGGUUGAAGAAGCAAUGUGGCAGAUUCCUGAUAUCGCGCGUUACUUCCACUCGUCGCCAUAUAAUCUCACUACUGAGACGUUUGCCUCGCUCAACCCGACUGGCUUCUACGAAACCUGGCCAGAUUACGUCUCUGCAUUUCUCAAGUCCUACCAUCACAUCGUGUCUAUUCACCCAGCUGUUUCGUUCCUACGGGAUUUCCUUCCUCGACUCCAACUUUUGAUCGACACUCUUGACAAACCUCAGUCCACCGCUGAGCCGUGGGUCCAGCGACUCCGUACUUCUGAAGAGCUCCGUCCGCGUCUCUACCACACCGAUUUCCACUUUGGCAACAUCUUGGCUGACGUGAACGGGACAAUCAAGGGAAUCAUCGACUGGGAAUUCGCUCGCAUGGGCCCACCGUUCUCUGUUCGUAUGUCGUGGAUCGGAAAUAUUGUAUCGGACGUCCGAGCCACAUGGCCUGACAACCCUGUCGCUCAGAACAUAGGCAGUACGUGGUCAGGGGAGUUUCAUAAACGGCUGGCUGAGCGUGCCCCCCAAAUCGCUGCUAUCAAAGAGAGGGAAUCGGACCGUGACGCGGUUCUGGGCACCAAGGGGAAUGCGCUACAGUGGAUUUGGGUUUGUUUGCGUUCGGCUUUGGAAUAUGGAGUCCGGAGUGAUGAAAGCGUAGAAGGUUCCAAGGGCAGUUGGGUGAAGGUUCUUGAGCGAGAGUUACAAACGCUGGGCCUCUGA
This is a messenger RNA of Mycena indigotica, 1251 nucleotides long. RefSeq names its product APH domain-containing protein. The coding region runs from base 1 to 1251 and encodes 416 amino acids. The transcript has 4 exons. The record is from RefSeq and is a predicted model, not a curated record. NCBI's taxonomy places the organism in Eukaryota, Fungi, Basidiomycota, Agaricomycetes, Agaricales, Mycenaceae.